AUGUUACUUUUGUCUUGUCCAUUCGUCGCCCAUGGUGCUCUGUGGCGUCGACCGUAUAUCCACAAGAAAAUUCCAGCAAGGCCCGGGGCUAUGACACCAAAACUGAUCCCCACCCCAAGGCCGACCUUUGUACUGAGGCUCAGUCCAGAGGAGCUGACGCUGGUCUGCACUGGUGAUGUGGUGGGCGGAAGCUGGGUUGAGGUUGCCGCGCCGACUCUGAUACUUGUCUUGGAGGGCUCGGAUGUGGUCACAACCGAGCCCUGUCCUGAUGAUGUCGACAUAGCUCCUGAUGUUGGGACUGGAGUUUCUGUAAUAGACGGGGAUGAAUCGCUUGUAGUCAAUAUGGAUUUAGCAGAGGAAAUAAUCGAAGCUGUUGCCUUAGUGGCCCACUCCAAAAAUUCGUCCACCGAGACAGCAAGCGCAUCCCCAGUGCCAGCACAGUUGGUUUGCAGUGUGCUCCAAACCGAUCUAAGGUCUUCUGGACUCUUCUUCGCUAUACAAUGUGCCGAGUUGUAA
Pseudomassariella vexata is the source of this 516-nucleotide messenger RNA. RefSeq lists its product as uncharacterized. The transcript has a single exon. The coding region runs from base 1 to 516 and encodes 171 amino acids. The record is from RefSeq and is a predicted model, not a curated record. NCBI's taxonomy places the organism in Eukaryota, Fungi, Ascomycota, Sordariomycetes, Amphisphaeriales, Pseudomassariaceae.